AACCUGCUCUGACCAAUCCACCCACACUGUUAUUCAGAUGGCUGAGCAUUUAAACGAUAACACAACAAACCACUCUUGACGACCAGAUCGUCACAUGCAUUACGCCUUAGGCUACACGCGCACAAUUUAUCCGGGUUUGUUUUGUGGAUCUCACCAAGGCUAUAUAAUUUAGCCAGUGAGUUCAACAACGACGGAGGAAAUAUCAAAAAGUGACACUGCGAUCUGGAGGAGAAUAGCCUACGCACACCAAAAUUGGCUUACAGUAGGCUAAUAGCUGUCACUGAAUAUGUGGAUGCUGCACACCUUUUAUUUUGUGUGUCUGAUUGCACUGUCUGAGGAAUUGCCGGACAAGUCUACUAUAAGUUUUGUCCGGUUGGAAAACAAAAGUGUGAUAAGCGAGGAACAAACGUUUGAGGAGAAAAUUCUCAUAAACGGAACUUCAGUCACACCCAAUGACAACGGAGAUGGUCGGGCUACAGAAAUAUACAGGACGCUCCUCGGCAAUAUCAGUAGUUCAUCCCUACGCGAUGCUCUACUGAUUUUUGCGAAUCGUUUCAACAAUACAGAAAACCACACUUAUCAGCGUUUUCGAGAGUGCAAAUUCAUCGGACACCAGUUGAUACAUGUAUCUGAACAGAUUAUGCACAAUGGAAAAGAGUUUUUGUCUCUGGAUCAAACGACGGACACCUGGACAGCCUUGGACCCGCAGGCCCUCUCCUUGAAAGAGGUGUUGGACCGCGACUCUGAACGCACUGUGCAGGAUAGGAUGCGUUUUCAAGAGACUUGUGCCGAGUUGCUUAAAGAACUUACUCACUCUGACUCUGCUUCAAAAGUUUCAACUGCAGUUUUAGCUCCCCUCUUGGCAGGCCUUGUAUUCUUGGGCUUGGUCCUUCUCAGCUUUAUUAUGUCUAAACACAGUGUCAAAGGUUCUGCUCAACCUGCAGGAGGUAUUGUGGGUUCAAUAGUCCACUAUCCACCUGCAACUUCAGACAUAGUCAGAGAACCAACCUUAAAGCCUUCCCUCUCCAUCAAAGCACACUUGCUGAGCAAUAUGCCAUGAAUGUGUUGUCAGAUUCCAGUAUGUGUUGCCAGAAUGUGAUAGAAUUUCCAGUCAUUGUGUGGCAUCAGUAUGCUGGUGUCCUAUCUAUUGCCUGUCUUUGGAAAAAAUAAAACAAAUAUAUAAAUAUGUUUAUACCUAGCCAAUAUGUUUACUGAAAUGCACUGCUAAGAUGUGUGGAAAAGCAUUUGUUCAUUCAACUUGUGGUGUUAAGAAUUACACGAGACACUGCAGUCAAUAAAAUUCACUGAUCGCUGAUAUUUGUGCUUCUGCCACUGCACUGUACUGUACUGGUGCUCAGGGAAAUUAGCCAAAAAUGCUGGUUCUUAUGUAGAUAUAUCAUACUUAUCUCGGGCUUUGUUUAAUGAUUCUGACAGCAAUUUUCAAGGUUAAAGUGGUCCAAAGAUGUAUUUUUCUUCAAAGAAAUAUCUUUCUUCAAUCAAUGGACAUUGAAUUUAGAUUGCUGUUACCCGAUGUCACUGUUUUCUCCAGAAUAUGUUUGCUGUAUGAAAGAAUGUUUUUGUAAUAAUUUGUGCUAUUAAACAUAAAAAAAAUCUUA
Molecule: messenger RNA, 1616 nt
Organism: Alosa sapidissima (American shad)
Lineage: Eukaryota; Metazoa; Chordata; Actinopteri; Clupeiformes; Clupeidae
Exons: 6
Coding region: 287-1060 (257 amino acids)
Source: RefSeq, a predicted model, not a curated record